Molecule: messenger RNA, 2625 nt
Organism: Parasteatoda tepidariorum (common house spider)
Lineage: Eukaryota; Metazoa; Arthropoda; Arachnida; Araneae; Theridiidae
Product: O-acyltransferase like protein
Molecular function (GO): acyltransferase activity, transferring groups other than amino-acyl groups
Source: RefSeq, a predicted model, not a curated record
CAAUCAAUUCAAUUAAAAUAAUUCGUAUCAUCUUCAAGAUCUCAUGAACGAUAAGAACAAUUAAUCUUACAAUCUUUUUCUCGUAACACAAUAUAAUAGAAGGAAGGAGGAAAAAAAUUCCCUUUGAGCUCUGUCAUAUUAAGCAAAAGCAGAAUUUCAAAGAAUUGUAGUUUUUAAAGCCCUCUCCGAAUGCCAAAAUGAAAGCUUCGGAUAUAGUGUUGAUCAUCGUUUUAGUCUUUGCUUUCGAUUCUUUUUGUAAAUUAAAUGCGGAAUCGAAUGCAGGUGAUGCCGAAAAUGACAAUGUCAUUUUGCAUCAGUGGAAGGAGAUGAAUCGGAAUGCUGAAAAAAUGAUUGGUUCUGUUAUUAAACAAAUUAUGCCGCAUGUGAUGGAAUCUACCUCGAAAAUAAAUAUAUCUUCAACUUGUAUGCAACAAAGCUUGACAUUAUUAUCCGGAGUUCGCCGUUUACAAGUUUGGGCAUUAAGUUUUGUUGAUUCGAGCUCAAAAAUAAUAGAUGGUAUGCUUAGUGGAACAGUAAAUUCUUUUGGAAAUUACGAACAAUGCUUGAACUCAGAAGUGCCCUCAAAGGAUCCUGCGAAACCCAGGUUUCGUGGGCAAUAUUGCCAAGUAGCUAUCACACCGCCCCUUCCUGCUAAAUCUAAACGUUACAAAUACGAUGAAGAAAUAGAAGAGCUGGAAAAUUUUAAGGGCACGGAAGUAAUGAAUUUCCUAGCGAAGAAGGCUGCCAUUUAUUACACCUUCCCGUAUAAAGUUGGGCUGUGUCUUCCAUCUGGCUGCAAUUUAGAUGAAAUUGAUCAAGUCGUGAAAACAAUGGCGAAUAAAUUGUUUUUAUCAGCUGAUGUUACUGUCAAAUAUUGUGAAAUUAAAGAACCUGCUCACUACUCACUAGUUCAUAUGAUCGCUGUACUUGUUUGCAGUGCUUUGUUUGGUAUCACGAUUCUUAGUACGGCAUAUGAAAUCUAUUUAAAAAAUAAAGAAAAGAAAUGUUAUGGAAAACGAGAUAAAGUGAUCCUUACAUUUUCACUGAUAUCGAAUUUCAAAGCUUUGGUCAGCACUAAAUCUUCUUAUGAAAGGCUGGAGAGCAUGCACGGAAUUUUAGUUUUCGGAAUUAUGAUGGUUGCUUUGAUAAACACAUAUUUAUAUCCAUUGUUUAUGAUGCACACGUAUCAUUCUCUUAUGAGUGUCUAUGAAAUGCUGAGAUAUCCAAUGGGUCAAAUUAUCAUGAACAACCAUGUUGUUGUAGAUACAUUUUUGGUUGUAAGCGGUGCCUGGAUUACCUAUAUGGCCCUCAAACUGUGCCACAUGCAGCUUGAAAAAUUCGAUUUUAAACUUUUUAUUUUGUAUAAACUUUGGAGAAUUAUACCUUUGUACUAUUUUAUUAUACUAAUGUCAACGCUGACUUCUGUUAUGGGCUCUGGACCUAACUUUAAAGAAGCUUUGAAAUUUUCUGUAGAGAAUUGUAAUAAUUACUGGUGGAGAAAUCUACUAUUUAUUAAUAAUUUCUUCGAUUUUGAUGAUAUGUGUCUAACACAUUCCUGGUACAUCUCUUGUGAUUUUCAGUUAUAUUUUUCUACGUUACUAGUCCUUUUGCCACUUUUAAAGUCACAAACUAUGGGACUAAUUAUAACCGUAGUGAUUGUUAUUGCUUCUGUAGUAUACACUGGAUUAAUGACCUAUCUAUAUGAUCUAAUACCAGGUCUAGACAUUUCGUAUAUGGAUAAAGACUUUCGAUCUGAGUCAUACUUGAAAGUUAUAGCAAAUCCGUUAACUCAUGCAGGACCCUAUUUUCUAGGAGUUUUUGUGGGAUACGCUGUAGCAGUGAAAAAAGAUAUUAAAAUACCAAAAAAAUAUCAGAUACUUGGUUGGUUUAUAGCUGUCUUAUGUGGUGCAUAUACAAUGUUGUGGACAAUUGUCUGGCGAUAUUACACGCCUGGUUUAUUAGAAACAUCAAUAUUUGCUGCUCUCCAGCGAACUAUCUGGGGAGCAGGUGUUGCUUGGAUGUUAUUCUGUUGUUGUACUGGACAUGGAGGUUUUAUUAAUUUAAUCCUGUCAUGGAAACCCUGGUUUCCUUUAUCCAGAUUAGUUCUACUCGUGUAUCUCAUACAGCCUGUAAUAGAGAUUGUGCAUAUCGGUUCAUAUAAAUCCCCUCAUGAAUUCUCACAUUUUGAGCUUGUUAUAACGUCUUUUGGGUUUCUAUUGCUAUCUGGUCUUUUGGCUCUAAUAGGAUCAUUUUUGGUUGAAUCGCCAGUUCUGGCGUUUGAAGGAGUAUUUUUCCCCACAGUUAAAGAAGCAUUGAAUAUAGUGCCAGAAAAGGAACAUUGUAAUGGAAAAAAUGUAAAAAAGUCUGUGAAAUUUGCUACAAAUGGUGAUAUGGAGAUGAAUGAUUUUAGCAUCAAAAAAUAUGACUGUAUGGAUAAUAAAGCUUAUGAGUAUUCCUCAUAAGGUCUUACAUUUCACCCAAACUGCAAUUAUGCUGAUUAUGACAUUCAUAAAAAAUACCUCUUGUAUAAUAGCGGCAGAAUAUUUAUUGUGUUAUAUGAUGGAUUUUUGUUUAAACAGUAUUUGUAAAACUUUCAAUAAAAUUGUAAGAGAUCUGUUCCACGGC